AUGGUGUCCAAAACAAUCAACCUCAUCCUUCGAGGGGUCGAGUUCGUCUUUAUCGUCAUCAUCAUGGGCCUCAUUGGCAACGUUAUUGCCAUAGCUUUCGCCGGCAACCCCUCCCUGAUCAACUACGAUAUGUUCGUAGCGGCCUUUGCCAUGGUCUCGCUGUUCUACCUGGUCGCCGUCUCUUUCAACGACUCGUUCAUGGGCCACGCCAUCUUCCCCGUCAUUGUCGAUCUCCUCAACUGCAUUUUCCUCUUCUGCGCCGCCGUCGCCAUGGCUGCCGAGCUCAGAGUGCAUUCCUGCAGUAACAACUCCUACACUCUCCACAACCACCUCACGAACGGCGCCCGCGACAGGGAAGGCCGAUGCCGAGAAGAGCAGGCAGCUACCGCCUUCCUGUGGUUCACGUGGGCAGCCUGGAUGGCUAGCUUGUUCUUCUCCCUUCUUGAUGCUCGCAGUGGGGGUGUCAACCUGAGAGGACCUGUCCGCUCUAGAGGUGCGCGCCCAGCAAUGUCUCAGGUGUAA
Fonsecaea erecta is the source of this 522-nucleotide messenger RNA. RefSeq lists its product as hypothetical. NCBI's taxonomy places the organism in Eukaryota, Fungi, Ascomycota, Eurotiomycetes, Chaetothyriales, Herpotrichiellaceae. Bases 1 to 522 code for a protein of 173 amino acids. Gene Ontology annotation, biological process: eisosome assembly; protein localization to plasma membrane. The transcript has 3 exons. The record is from RefSeq and is a predicted model, not a curated record. Gene Ontology annotation, cellular component: eisosome; plasma membrane.